CCCCAAGGGAUGGAGUAUUAAAAAUUGCUGAUUGCCCCAAAACCCUUUGGAGAUGUAAAAAAUUGCGAGUAUAAUUACAAACACAUACUUUGCCCCAAACCCCUUCUCCUCUCUACUGGCGCUUCUGCCGCUGUUAUGUACGACAGUGAAGAUUGAGAUCUCUAAGUCAAUCGUUAAGAUCCAGUUCUAUACUUAAACGCUUGAUCUAAGCCGUUCCGGUCACCUUAACUAAAUAGCGGUGCUCAAUACACCGAACUAAACCCUAGGCGUCGCUUCCAUAUCGCCUACGAUGGGAGACCCCAACGAUGCUUUCAUGCGCAACAACGCCGCCGUCCAGGCUCGCACGAAGGCCCAAAACCGUGCCAAUGUUAUGCAACUCAAGCUGAUUGGUCAAAGCCACCCAACGGGGCUGACGAAUAAUUUGCUAAAAUUGUUUGAACCUCGCCCACCUUUGGAAUUCAAACCACCUCCUGAGAAGAGAAAAUGCCCUCCUUAUUCAGGUAUGGCCCAAUUUGCGAAAAUUUUUGCGGAGCCUGGUGAUCCAGAAUAUGCCCCACCUAUCAAGGAGGUGGAAACUCCAGUGGAGAGAAAGGCCAGGAUUCACAAGUUACGACUUGAAAAGGGUGCACAGAAGGCUGUUGAAGAGCUUGAAAAAUAUGAUCCAAAUAAUGACUCAAAUGCUACUGGAGAUCCAUACAAGACAUUGUUUGUAGCUAGACUUAACUAUGAGACAACUGAAAGCAGAAUCAAAAGGGAAUUUGAGGCCUAUGGUCCAAUAAAGAGGGUAGGUAUUGUAGAGAACCCAAGAGGGGGUUCCAAUUAUUGGCUUUUUGUGUCGGUAAGAGGUAAACUGUAGGAAUUAGUUCCAAUUAUUGGCUUUUUGUGUCGGUAAGAGGUAAACCAUAUGAAUUUAUUGCUCUUCACUAGUAAAUUUCCAACCAAUUUCCCAAUGAGGUUGCCUACCACAAAUUGGUCAAAAUCUCAAAUAUGUUUUAAAUCUUUUCCACUAAAAAUAAAGAUGUUCAUAUGCCCAUUUGCACAUUUUGUUACAUUUUAAGUUGUUUUUGGAAAAGUAAACUUGAUCCCAUGCUUACUUCCCAAUUGAAAUGGCUUGUAAAUAGCACGUUUGGGUUGAGUUAAGUUACUUAAGUACUAUAUACAUUAUAGUUAAGUAUUGAUGAUUUUAUUCAAUUAAAUCAUUUUUUAUUUCAUUAGUUAUUUUGUUGCAUCGUUGUUACUGUGUAAAUUUGGGAAAGUGCUUUAUCUAUUCCAAAAGUGUUCCCAAAUGAUCUCUCUUUCAGUGUUCUCCUUGUGAAAAAUAAUUUUGAAUUUGGGAUGUAGGAAUUACCUUUAUAAACAAUUUAAAACAUUUCUAUGGUCAAAGAAAGUUGUUUCUAUAUCAUCUCCUUUUGUUUCUAUACUUGUAUAUACAUUGCCAUGUAUUUGCUGCAUGUAUUGUGCUUAUAGUGUGAACAUGCCAUGAUAUUGAAAAUAUUUUUAGAACUUUUUCCUCCCGCAACAUGAAUUUUACCUCCAUAUUUCCCCAAGCUAUACUUCACUGUAAGAAAAUUAAGUUUGGGAAAUUAGAUUAUUAGCGUUUUUUUACCCUAAGUAGAGGUUGGUAAGCAUCACAGGUUAAAUCAUUCACUCUUCGAUAAUGUCAUUAUCCUGUUAUUCCUCAAAUUUAUCUGGGCUUUCAAAAUUUCUUCUGGUCUCGGCAUUCCAUUAGUCAAGAAGGAGCUUCUAUGAUAAGGUUCAAUUGUUUGGUAAUAUUCUUGGUAAGAAUAAAAGCUUUGUUCAUGGAGUUUUCUGGAUCCUUGACUUGUAAAAAUGGAACCAUUUUUGUCCUGAAGCCCUUUCUCCUUCCUGCAAAACUAAGCUUAACUUCAUAAGUUGAGCAGAAGAAUUGAUGCAUUGUGCAUUUUGGUCCUUUUGAAGCAACAAGAGAGCCUCAAUACUUUUCCUGCGCUGGGUGAAGGGUAAAAAUAUGUUGGGAGUAUAAACAUCUCUUUCCCUUUUAACAUUUCAUAUGUCCACUUUCUGCUACUAAAAUUUUAUUUUUGGAUUUAAAGGCAGUCAAAAUGUUUCUGCAGUUGAGGAGCCUGGUAUUUCGUAUGUUAUUAUAGUUAUUUAUUUAUUCAUUUCUUUAUUACAAACAAUCCCGGGUAAGGGGAAACUAGAAUGUACGGAAACAGUAGAUUCGCCACAGUUUUUUCACAACUCCGCCAGUGACGGUGAUGCCUAUUGCUUGGAGCUCUAUGAUCAAAGAUUCGUCUGGUUACGGAUAACACAAACAACAAGCCCAGAGGAUAUGCUUUUAUUGAGUAUGUGCAUACUCGAGAUAUGAAAGCUGCUUAUAAACAAGCUGAUGGGAAGAAGAUUGACAAUAGAAGGGUGCUUGUUGAUGUUGAAAGAGGAAGAACAGUUCCAAAUUGGCGACCCCGCAGGCUUGGUGGUGGACUUGGAACUUCAAGAGUAGGAAUUGAAGAUCUUAGUCAGAAGUCUUCUGGGAGAGAACAAGUGCAGCCAGGAGGAACAUCUCGGUCUGAGGAACCAAGGGCCCGAGAUGACAGAGAGAGGGACAGAGAGAAGUCCCGCGAGAGGCCUAGAGAAAGAGAACGUGAACGGUCUCGUGAGCGGUCUCAUGAGAAACCAAGGGACCGUGAGCAUAGGGAUGAUAGACACCAUAGGGAUCGUGAUAGAACUAGGGACACUAGGGAGAAAGACCGCGGGCGUGACCGAGACCGAGAUCGAGACCGUGAUCGCGGCAAGAAACGUGACAGAGAUGAGCGUGAAAGGGGAGAUCGCCAUAGAGAGAGGGGCACUAGAGAUAGAGAUCGAGAUCAUGAAUUCGAAGUGGAGAAUGAUCGUGGGCGCUCUCGUGAUCGAGGUCAUCAUGACUAUGAUGAUCAUGAGCUAGACCGACAUGCUGAGAAAGAGAGGAACCAUGACCAUGAAGGGAUGGAGGAAGGACCUGGGGAUGAAGGGUGGUAUGAGCCUUCUGAUCAUGGGCGUGGACACUAUGAUGACUACUAUGACCGUCGCCGUCAUCACAGUCGUCACAAUGAGUAUGAUGAUGAUGUGGAUGCACAUGGGGCUAAAAAUAACGAUGAACGCUACAAGGAUUCUGGCCAUGUUGAUAAGAUGGAUGAGGAAGAGGAGGAUAAGUAUGCAUACGACUACCGUGCUGCUUCUGAGCCAUCAGGGAAGGAACGUGAUCAUCGACGGGCAGAUAGGACAACUGAUCCUCGUGAUUAUGAUGAUGAGUAGGAGUAAUAUAAAGCUUCAAAGGCAGAUAGAGAAGACUUGGGAGGGUAUGUGUAUUUACUUGCUGUUUUCAAAAUGUUUCUUAAGACGUUCCCGAGCAGGUUGAACUAUACUUGUUCGUUGGAGGAGACGCAUAUGGUCAGUCAGUUCGUUUUUCGUUUCUUCUUUCUUAAACUUUGUUUAUUUUGACGGCUGGCUUGACAAUUUAUUGUUGGUUCUUGUUCACUCAAAUUUUAUUCUCAUUAAACUGAAAAGGUGGUGUUUUUUGUUUAUAUGUCGCUCUUACAUGACUGUGUUCGGAUUGGAUUAAUUAAAUUUUCUUUGGUUUUUUGUCGUGCC
Messenger RNA from Cuscuta europaea, 3606 nucleotides. Lineage: Eukaryota; Viridiplantae; Streptophyta; Magnoliopsida; Solanales; Convolvulaceae. The record is from the annotation of a GenBank genome assembly.